AUGCUCUAUCCCGAGGCAAUUGCUGACAACGUGGUGGAAUUAACAACAACAGACAGCACGAAGUUUAGUUUCGACCUGGAAAACGGCGGCGUCGUAAUCCGUAACUCGUUGCUAGACAUGCGAAUGGCUGACGUGUCGAUGACGUCUCACCCGUUGAGCUCGUCGCAGAUUCCCGCCGAGUUUUCGCUCUUCGUGUUUUCCAUCACUCUUGUUCCUCCUCGUUAA
This is a messenger RNA of Peronospora matthiolae, 225 nucleotides long. The record is from the annotation of a GenBank genome assembly. NCBI's taxonomy places the organism in Eukaryota, Oomycota, Peronosporomycetes, Peronosporales, Peronosporaceae.